Phragmites australis (common reed) is the source of this 1370-nucleotide messenger RNA. Its product is annotated as probable BOI-related E3 ubiquitin-protein ligase 2. NCBI's taxonomy places the organism in Eukaryota, Viridiplantae, Streptophyta, Magnoliopsida, Poales, Poaceae. Gene Ontology annotation, molecular function: ubiquitin-protein transferase activity. The transcript is spliced from 3 exons. The record is from RefSeq and is a predicted model, not a curated record. Bases 143 to 1147 code for a protein of 334 amino acids.
UCGCGCUUCCCCGUGCUCUGCUCUGCUCUGCUCGUCCCACGGCCCGUCUUGUUGCCCUACUACGACACCGCCCAACGCCAUCCCUGCCUCCUCCUCCUCGUGCCGUCCUCUCCUCCCUCUCGUGUAGCCGUCGUACCUGCCGAUGGCCGUGCAGGCGCAGCACCUCGCCCACGCCUUCCCCCAUGACUCCCGCGCCAUCAGGCCAGCGCUGGACGACGCGACGAGCGCGCCGGUGUUCCUCGCCGAGCCCGGCAGCGGCCAUCUGCUGGCCGCCGCGCUGCAGCAGCAGGCUGCGGCUGUGGGCGGCAACACGGUGUUCAGCGAUCCGCGCAGCGAGCUCACCUGCUACAACAACAACAACAACAACAAUCACGAUAGCGGUUGCUUCGUGCCGAGGAAGCGCGCGCGUAUUGGCGACGUGGUGGGCGCCAGCGGCUUGAUCAUGGAAGGGCACCGCGCGCUGCCCGUACUGGUGCCGCAGGCGUUCGCACCAGCGGACGACGUGCGGAGCCGGGUUCUCUGCUCGGGCGCCGCGUCCACCAGCGGACGCCCGGCCGGCGCCGCGCCUGUGUCGCACGGCAUCCUGUUGCAUCUCUACCGCCACAGUGUCGAGAUCGACGCGUUCAUUCGUAUCGAGAAUGAGAGGCUGAGGGCGGGUCUGGAGGAGGCGCGGCGCCGGCACGUGCGGGCCGUGGUGUCGGCAGUGGAGCGCGCGGCCGCGCAGCGCCUGCGGGCGGCAGAGGCUGACCUGGAGCGUGCGCUGGCGCGCAACGCGGAGCUCGACGAGAAGCUCCGGGAGAUGGCCGCCGAGGGACAGGCGUGGCAGGGCAUCGCCAGCAGCCACGAGGCCACCGCCGCCGGCCUCCGCGCCACGCUCGACCAGCUCCUGCGAACGCCGUGCGCCGGCGCCGAGGGCAAGGCCGAGGCCGAGGACGCGGAGUCGUGCUGCUUCGAGCAGGAGCGCGGCGCCGACCGGGACUGGCGGGCCGCAACGAGGGCGUGCAAGGCUUGCGGCGAGGCGGACGCAUGCGUGCUGCUGCUGCCGUGCCGGCACCUGUGCCUGUGUGGUGGGUGCGAGGCGGCCGUGGACGCGUGCCCCAUGUGCGCGGCCACCAAGAACGCAUCGCUCCACGUCCUCCUCUCCUGAGUCCUGACCCGAUCGUCGCAGCAGGCCAACGUAUAGAUUCGGCGGAUCGUGCAUUCCAAGGUCGUGUCCAGAAAAAUAGCACUUUUUCCUCUUAUUUUUCUUGUGUUCUGUUUUUGUAUGGGCUCUCUCCGAAGAGAAUCAAUUUAGGGUUCUUUCGAUGGUAACGGAUUGUAUGAGUGGAUUUGUUGAAACGGUGAAUAGAUUUCUGAAACUUAUUCCUUGG